Molecule: messenger RNA, 760 nt
Organism: Larimichthys crocea (large yellow croaker)
Lineage: Eukaryota; Metazoa; Chordata; Actinopteri; Sciaenidae
Gene: tyrobp
Product: transmembrane immune signaling adaptor TYROBP
Exons: 5
Coding region: 39-509 (156 amino acids)
Biological process (GO): neutrophil activation involved in immune response; microglial cell activation involved in immune response; positive regulation of macrophage fusion
Cellular component (GO): cell surface
Molecular function (GO): signaling receptor binding
Source: RefSeq, a predicted model, not a curated record
CAGCAUGGCCAGUAUAGCCAGCGGAUAUUUCUUUUUUGAUGAACCCUCCCAUCUUUGACAACCAACAUCUUGUUUAUUUAUGGGUGCGACAACGCAGUCAUUCCAAAGAGCAGAACAGACGGACAGGUAGCCCUCAACCUUUUCGUUUCCUCCUUAACCAGAAACCAACAUCAAGAAGAAAGAUGACUGAUGGACUUUGUAUUGUGGGUUCACUGUUUGGGUCUGCAGAAGGACAGCAAGACUGUGGUUCGUGUUAUGUAAUAAACAUGGCGUCCGUAAUUGGCAUUAUUGCCUCUGAUAUAAUCUUGACCAUCUUCAUUGCUGUUUCUGUGUUCUGCUUUGCAACUCACCACAAGAGAAGGAGGGAAUGGGACUCUCAUGAUGGUAAAAGAAAUCUACAACCGUCAAUAUCAAAGAAAAUGGCAACAGAGGUGACAGAAUCUCCCUACCAGGAGUUACAUGGAGUCCAAUCAGAUGUGUACAGUGAGCUUCGGCACUUUAGGAAAUGAAACAAUGGCACUAUAAAAAUCCUACAAAUGUCAUGUAAUAUGGAGAAUACCACACACUCUUCUACAAACAUCUUGUUUUGCCACCUGCAGCACUAUAGGUAAAGACAUACAGUAUAUGGUAUGUUACAUAUGUAUUUUCCAUGUAAUGAUUUAUAUUUUAUUCACUGAGCACUGUGCUUUUUUGCUAAUCUUAAGUUGUCUUAAACAUGUAUUUGUAUUCAACUAAUUAUAAAUUAAACUACUAUUUUGAA